GGGGCGGGGAGCAGGCUGGGAGCUGCGGGCCGGGUACGCUUCUCGCGGGCGCGCGGAGCGAGGACGGUGACAGCCACGCGCGCGCGUGCGUGCCCUGCUGCGGCGCGGCCCCGCGACCCCCGUCGGCAGCCCAGAGGCGCGCCGGGUCUGGGCGGCCGCUGUCUAGGAUUCUUGUUCCCGGGCGUGCCCGGCGUCCCCGACCCCAGUCUCGGAGUGUCGGGCCUCGCCCGCCCCGUCUUCUCCUGCUAGCGUCUGCCCCUUGUCGCCGUCAGGGCCUGCCCCCCAACUCCCCUUUUUCGCUCUGGGGGCAGGGUCCUCGCGGCCCAUGCUGGCCGCUGGGGACCCACGCAACCCAGCUCGCUCUUGGGCCGGCCAGCCGGCCACCAUGGUGGCCCUGAGGCCUGUGCAACUCCUCCAGGGGGGCUAACAGGUCCAGAGCACAGGCUUUGGGGCGCGAGGGUCCCAGGCCUGAGCCCCGCGCCAUGGCCGGGGCCAUCGCUUCCCGCAUGAGCUUCAGCUCGCUCAAGAGGAAGCAGCCCAAGACGUUCACAGUGCGGAUCGUCACCAUGGACGCCGAGAUGGAGUUCAAUUGCGAGGUGAAAUGGAAAGGGAAGGACCUGUUUGAUUUGGUGUGCCGGACUCUGGGGCUGCGGGAAACCUGGUUUUUUGGACUACAGUACACAAUCAAGGACACCGUGGCCUGGCUCAAAAUGGACAAGAAGGUGCUGGAUCAUGAUGUUUCAAAGGAGGAGCCGGUCACCUUUCACUUCCUGGCCAAAUUUUAUCCUGAGAAUGCUGAGGAGGAGCUGGUGCAGGAGAUCACACAACACUUAUUCUUCUUGCAGGUGAAGAAGCAGAUUUUAGAGGAAAAGAUCUACUGCCCUCCUGAGGCUUCUGUGCUCCUGGCUUCUUAUGCUGUCCAGGCCAAGUAUGGUGACUACGACCCCUCAGUGCACAAACGGGGGUUUUUGGCCCAAGAAGAAUUGCUUCCAAAAAGGGUAAUAAAUCUAUAUCAGAUGACUCCAGAAAUGUGGGAGGAGAGAAUUACAGCUUGGUAUGCAGAGCACCGAGGCCGAGCCAGGGAUGAAGCUGAAAUGGAGUACUUGAAGAUAGCUCAGGACCUGGAGAUGUAUGGUGUGAACUACUUUGCAAUUCGGAAUAAAAAGGGCACAGAGCUGCUGCUUGGAGUAGAUGCUCUGGGACUUCACAUCUAUGACCCCGAGAACAGGCUGACCCCCAAGAUCUCCUUCCCGUGGAAUGAAAUCCGAAACAUCUCAUACAGCGACAAGGAGUUUACUAUUAAACCACUGGAUAAGAAAAUUGAUGUCUUCAAAUUUAAUUCCUCAAAACUCCGUGUUAAUAAGCUGAUUCUUCAAUUAUGUAUUGGGAACCAUGACCUAUUUAUGAGGAGAAGGAAGGCCGAUUCUUUGGAAGUUCAGCAGAUGAAAGCCCAAGCCAGGGAGGAGAAGGCUAGAAAGCAGAUGGAGAGGCAGCGCCUAGCUCGAGAGAAACAGAUGCGGGAGGAGGCUGAACGCACAAGGGAUGAGCUGGAGAGGAGGCUGCUACAGAUGAAAGAAGAAGCCACGAUGGCCAAUGAAGCACUGAUGCGGUCAGAGGAGACAGCAGACCUGUUGGCUGAAAAGGCCCAGAUCACCGAGGAAGAGGCCAAACUCUUGGCCCAGAAAGCCGCAGAAGCAGAGCAGGAGAUGCAGCGCAUUAAGGCCACAGCCAUUCGGACAGAGGAAGAGAAGCGCCUCAUGGAGCAGAAGGUGCUGGAGGCUGAGGUGCUAGCACUGAAGAUGGCUGAGGAGUCAGAGAGGAGGGCCAAGGAGGCAGAUCAGUUGAAGCAGGACCUGCAGGAAGCCCGUGAGGCAGAGCGAAGAGCCAAGCAGAAGCUUCUGGAAAUCGCCACCAAGCCCACAUACCCGCCCAUGAACCCAAUUCCAGCACCGUUGCCUCCUGACAUACCAAGCUUCAACCUCAUUGGUGACAGCCUGUCUUUCGACUUCAAGGAUACUGACAUGAAGCGGCUUUCCAUGGAAAUAGAGAAAGAAAAAGUGGAAUAUAUGGAGAAGAGCAAGCAUCUCCAGGAGCAGCUUAAUGAGCUCAAGACAGAAAUUGAGGCCUUGAAACUAAAAGAAAGGGAAACAGCUUUGGAUAUUCUGCACAAUGAGAAUUCGGACAGAGGUGGCACCAGCAGCAAGCACAAUACCAUUAAAAAGCCUCAAGCCCAAGGCAGAAGACCUAUCUGCAUUUGAGCCCUCAAAGUAGGUUAUUCCCAGCUCACUUUGCAGAGUGCCAAGUCUCGAGUGGCCUUCUUUGAAGAGCUCUAACAGGUGACCGGGCCACCCCAGGAUCUGCCACUUCUGCUGCUUCUGGCACCACGGGAUGGGUCCAACACCAUGGAAACCACCCCUAGGGGCUACCUGGGGGCUCCUGUGGGAGCUCCAGAAUUUCCCCCAGCUUAGUGGAGAGCCCAGCCCCCUUCAUGUGCAAUUGCCUUUGAACUACGACCCUGCAGAGAUUUCUCUCAUGGCGUUCUAGUUCUCCUGACCUGCGACUUUAAUUUUUUUGAGAAGUGUUUGUCCUUUUUUGUCUUAUGUGGGAUCCCACACUUCCUCUGUUCCAGCACCAUGGUGUGUGUGUGUGUGUAUGUGUGUCUCUGUCUGUCUGUCUGCCUGCCUGCCUGCCCAGCGCUGACCUCCAGAGCCUUGUCUGGGAAAUGGUUGUAGGGAGUGAAGUGCAGAGGCCGCCUGGAGGCCAGGAGGCUAGUCUUGCUACUCCACCCUGCCCAGGGUUCCGGGACGUCCCUGCCCUCCACAGGCGAGGACCUGGCACAGUGAAGCAGUAGGCCUGGCUGUGCCGGGGGCCCAGAGCAGCCUGUUGCCACACGUCAGCCUGAAGCUUGGGACCCGCAAAGCGAUGAGUCCUCAGCGAGGCAGCGCCGAGACAGUGCCGCUGCCAGCUGCUGGGACCGGCAGGCCAGCUGCGACUGGGGAGACUCGGGGAAGAAGCUGUGAUGAAUGGCCACCAGCCAGCCGAGCGACUGGGAGGCAAAUAGAGCGGUGUAGGGAUCUGACGGUACAGUGUUCACUGCCCCCACAGCCACCCCAGCCCUGGUCAGAGAGGCAGGUGGGAGCCACAUGUGUCUUCCCCGUCCCCCUGCCUAUGGAGGAUGGGGGGCUUCCUGGUCAUGUUCUCAUCAGUGCCUGGAACCCCAGGCAUGACCAGGAGUGUGGGGGGUGCUCCAUGAGCUCCGAGGCCCCACAGGUACUUCUAGCUGUCCUAACACCACGCUUCAGAGCCCCAGUCCUCCUGCCUCACCCCUCCUCUAGGCCACAUGCCAGCAGGACCUUCACUUAUACCUGGGCUUCAUUUUGCUGUUUCUCUGUCCCCCCCCCCACUGAAGCCCCUUUAUUUUGUGUCCCCUUGAGGGCCCAGCGAGGUCUCUCUCAUCCCUUCCAGCUGGCGCCUGACUCAGGUGUCCACUCGAAGUCGGUGCUCACACAGGUGCCUGGCAGCACUCACUCCAGGGUCUGGGGCCACCUCGGAUCCUUUUCUCCAUGACUCCUGUUGCAGCUGAGGCCAACCAGGGCCCUUAGGUCCUAACACCUGGGCCUUAACGCAGGGCAGGUGAUAUGUCUUAAUCAGGGAAAAGACACUUAUUAACUGAAGACAGAUGAGGGCCUCGAGAUGUCCCGAGGGCAGAGGCCAUCUCAGGUGAUUCCAUUUGGUUUUGAGAAACUGAGACUCGCUCGUGAGAUCCGGCUUUGUUUCCACUGUCAGGCUGAUCUAACAAGGUCCUGGGCUGGCUGCCCCCUUCUUGAGCCACCUUGCCCCUAGGAAACCAGCUCUGGGCACUCAGGGAGGGACUCCAGUCUAAGAAUCUGAAAGCAGAUGGCUGUGGCAGAUAGGGAGAGUCCUCAGGAGCUGAAGCCUUGGGCAUUUGCAAAGUCAGGUCCGGCUUUUGUGCCUGGCUCUGUCUUCUUGGGUGUAAAACCCAUCCCUGAAUUUCUACCAGGACUUACUUUCCUCCCGAUCUGUAAAUUUAAUCUUUAACAGUGGCUGUGGGGCACAGGAGCAUGAUAGUCGUUUAUAAAAAUGAUGUCGGGCUGUGUUUUUUAAUUUAACUGCUGUGUGUAUCUCUGAAGUCCAAGAAAUGCCAAGCCAUGUGGCCACGCUGAGCUAUGGCCACCUGGGGCCCAGCUGACCCAGGAAGGAGGGCCUGCCAGUGACGCUAACAGCCAGAAGCCCUUCGGCCCUCUCUGGAGGGAGAAGAUGGGGUCCUCAGAAUGUUGAGCCCCAGUAGAAGGAGAAAGAAUGAGAGCAGUGCUUGGUUUUCAGAGACUUGUGCCUUAGCCGAGGUGACUGUUCUGUCUAGUGAGUUUUUGUUUUUUGGUUUGUUUAGGGGGGGUGGUCUUUUUGGUGCCGGGGAUUGAACUCAGGGGGCACUGGA
Urocitellus parryii (Arctic ground squirrel) is the source of this 4456-nucleotide messenger RNA. RefSeq names its product NF2, moesin-ezrin-radixin like (MERLIN) tumor suppressor (gene Nf2). Gene Ontology annotation, cellular component: cytoskeleton. Gene Ontology annotation, molecular function: actin binding. The record is from RefSeq and is a predicted model, not a curated record. Lineage: Eukaryota; Metazoa; Chordata; Mammalia; Rodentia; Sciuridae.